AUGCCACCAAGUGGAGGCUUAAAUGUACCAUUGCAUCCCGCGCUCGAAGACCUGGGAUCGAGAACGUUUACGAGCAAGACGACCGGCAAGGGGAAGGCAUCCUUCCAGCGGGGCGGGCGGCGAGGAGCAGCAGUCACCGUCAACCCAUAUCUCGACAACACCCCUCCUGCUCCAGGCCUAGCAGCAGGGCCUGUGGCGAAGCCGAGGGAGCCACGACAGCUCCAGUUCAACCAAAAGGGUAAAUACAUUCAGCAGGGCAAUGCACUCCGGCGGCAGGCGGCCCUCGAGGCCAUGAAGAAGCGAAUUGCCGAGCAGGCACGCAAAGCCGGAAUGGACGAGAUACCGAGCGACAAGAACUUUGUCGUCGAGGAGCCGCCAGACAUGGAGUGGGUCGACCAGGCAUAUUUUGCAGAAGGCAAGACGUACGAUGACAUAGGCACGGAAAGCUGUCUGGUGGUGGAGGGAGAGGACACUGUCGUCACCGACCUGAUCCAACAUCCGAUCCCGAUCGAGCCACCGCAGGAAAAGCUGGUGCCGGCACCAAAACCGAUGUUUCUCACGAAGCGGGAGCAGAAGAAGGAGCGGCGACAGCGGCGCAUGGCCGAGCUGAAGGAGAAGCAGGCCAAGAUCCGGCUGGGUCUGAUGCCAGCACCGCCGCCCAAGGUGAAGCGGUCGAACCUGAUGCGCGUGCUAGGCGAGGAGGCCGUGCAGGACCCCACGGCCGUGGAGGCACGAGUCAACCGGGAGAUUGCCGAGCGGUUCCAGACGCACAUGAGCACCAACGAGGAGCGCAAGCUCACGAAGGAGCAGCGACAUGAGAAGCUGGCGACGAACCAGGAUAAGGACGCGGCCAAGGGCAUCCACAUGCUCAUCUUCAAGAUCCCAUCACUGGUGAACGGACAGCACCGGUUCAAGAUCUGGAAGAAUGCCGAACAGCUGGCGCUCACAGGAGUGUGCAUCAUGCACCCCAAGACGAGCCUGGUGGUGGUCGAGGGCGGCGAGCACAGCAUCAAUAAGUACCGCAAGCUGAUGAUGAACCGCAUCGACUGGACGCAGAACGUGCCGUCACACAUGCCGGCCAAGGCAACUGCAGAGGGUGGCGUGCCUGCUGAGAAGGGACCAGCUCGCGAGUGGCUGGCAAGCGAAAGCGAAAGCUUGCCGAACAACCAGAUCCAGCUGCUCUUUGAUGGCGAGGUCAAGAUCCGGGCGUUCCGCAAGUGGCUCAGCAGGGUGUGCGACACAGAUCGGGAAGCCUUUGACUUCCUGGCUCGGUCGAAGCUGGAGAGCUUUUGGGCACAGGCAAGAAGCGGCGCAUGA
Messenger RNA from Grosmannia clavigera kw1407, 1317 nucleotides. RefSeq names its product U4/U6 small nuclear ribonucleoprotein. Lineage: Eukaryota; Fungi; Ascomycota; Sordariomycetes; Ophiostomatales; Ophiostomataceae. The coding region runs from base 1 to 1317 and encodes 438 amino acids. Gene Ontology annotation, biological process: mRNA splicing, via spliceosome. Gene Ontology annotation, cellular component: U4/U6 x U5 tri-snRNP complex. The transcript has a single exon. The record is from RefSeq and is a predicted model, not a curated record.